This is a messenger RNA of Colletotrichum destructivum, 1422 nucleotides long. Its product is annotated as Putative aldo-keto reductase, NADP-dependent oxidoreductase domain-containing protein. Gene Ontology annotation, molecular function: oxidoreductase activity. NCBI's taxonomy places the organism in Eukaryota, Fungi, Ascomycota, Sordariomycetes, Glomerellales, Glomerellaceae. The coding region runs from base 164 to 1147 and encodes 327 amino acids. The record is from RefSeq and is a predicted model, not a curated record. The transcript is spliced from 3 exons.
CAGCAUAGAUCUGAGAUACCAGUCAUUAAAGCCACUACGAGCUUCCGGACUAUAACUGUCUUAGCAGCCUCCAUCUCGCGUCAACUUUGUUUGGUUUUAACUUCCAUAUCAUCCUGGGAAUCACACUUAGAAUCAACGAGUCCAAUCUUCAUCUCAUUUCAAAAUGGCAACCACCGAGAGAAAACCACUGAACUUGGUUCUCGGAGCCGGAAACAUUGGUGAUGCUUCCAUCGACCCCUCGGCCCGCUUUGACACCUCGGAUCAGGUGAAUGCUUUCUUAAACGCCUUCUUAGAGCGCGGCUACUACCAGAUCGACACGGCGCGAGCGUAUUCGCCCAGUGCUCCAGGAACCUCGGAACCUCGACUUGGAGCGGUCGCUGCGGGAGCUCGUUCCACCAUCGACACUAAAGUCACUUCCAAAGAGCCCGGCAGCCACACAAAGGCAAAGAUCCUCGAGGAAAUUGACAAGUCCCUUGAGGAUCUGCAGAUCAAACAGAUCAAUAUCGAGUACCUGCAUGCGCCGGACCGGGCCACGCCAUUCGAGGAAGCAUGCGAGGCCAUGGACCAAGCCCACAGGGAGGGCAAAAUCAAGAAAUGGGGCCUCUCGAAUUACAGGGCCGACGAGGUCCAGAGCUUCCUCGACAUCUGCGAGGCACGAGGCUGGGUCAAGCCCAGCGUCUACCAAGGCCACUAUAACGCCAUUGUGCGCGGCAGCGAGAAGCAUCUGUUCCCCGUCUUGCGCAAGCACGGCAUAGCCUAUUACGCCUACAGCCCUGCAGGUGGCGGCUUUUUUGCUGGCAACCACAAGAAUCCGGCCGCGGGAGGGCGCUUCGACAAAUCGCAUUUCGUAGGCGGCAUGUACAGCCAGCUCUACCUCAAGCCUGCCAUCACGGCGGCCACUAAUAAGGCCAUCGACUUGGCUGCCCAGCACGGCAUCGGCGGCCACGCAGCGGCGCUUCGCUGGACGGCGCACCACAGUAUCCUGAGCGCCGAGCACGGGGACUCCGUCAUCGUGGGUGCUAGCAGUGUGGAGCAGCUGAAGGCCAACCUCGAUAUAAUCGAGCAGGGCCCACUGCCGCAGGACGUUGUAUCUGCGGUCGAGGCAAUCUACGCUGAAGUUGGGGAUGAGGUGCCAUACCAUUUUUAGUGCCUUGACAAGAGUAGUUGGGCGUGAAUGUAAGAUGAAAUCAAGGCAGUCUGACCCUCACACCUUUGCCGCCCUGGGAGCUCUCUUUGAUAUCUUUUAUUUUAAACUUCUGCUACCUUGCCUAGCUAAGUCAGCUUCGCUUACACGACAAUCGUUCGUCGUACUAUUAAGAUCGGCUUGUAGUUACAACGUUUGAUUGAUGAACUUAACUGAUGCCCUCUGUCUCACUGCCGCCCUAGUAGGGUAACAGACCUGAUUGUUGAAUGCUUAGUAAU